GUUAAUAAUUCUUUUCCCUUUAUUUCCUACGACGCAGCAUUGUGGCAAUACACUAAACUGUUGCAAACUAAACACCAUGAUGGAGACUGUCGAAAUUCCAGAGCCUUCAGGUUUGCCUCUUCUGGGUAACAUUACAUCAAUCAACCCUGAGUUUCCUCUGGGGUCAAUGGUAUCGCUCGCUGAACAGUACGGCGAGAUCUACCGUUUGAAAUUCCCCGGCCGAAGUGUCGUGUUCCUUUCCACGCAGGCUUUGGUCAACGAGACAUGUAACGAAAAGCGGUUCAAGAAGUGUGUUAAUUCAGCACUCACUGAACUCCGAGAAGGAGUUCACGAUGGGCUCUUUACAGCCAAACUCGGAGAGGAGAACUGGGGUAUCGCUCACAGAGUGCUGAUGCCAGCCUUUGGACCCUUGUCAAUCCAGAGCAUGUUCGACGAGAUGCACGACAUUGCCUCCCAACUUGCUCUCAAGUGGGCACGAUACGGACCCGACUCGCCCAUCAUGGUGACCGAUGACUUUACUCGUCUGACGCUCGACACACUGGCAUUAUGUUCUAUGGGCUAUAGAUUCAACAGCUACUAUUCCCCAGUUCUCCAUCCUUUUAUCAAGGCAAUGGGUGAUUUUCUCACAGAGGCUGGAGAAAAGCCUCGAAGAUUGCCUUUACCUGGAAUUGUCUACCGCGAGCGCGAUCGCAAGUACCAACAGGAUAUCGACACCCUGAGAAGUACUGCGAAGGAGGUUCUCGACGCCAGAAAGGCUGGUGGAAGCACACGGAAGGACCUUUUGACAGCCAUGCUUGAAGGUGUCGACACGAAAACUGGCAAGAAGAUGACCGACGAGAGCAUCAUGGAUAACUUGAUCACCUUUCUUAUUGCAGGGCACGAAACUACUUCAGGACUCUUAUCUUUCGCUUUCUAUCAGCUCCUCACACACCCAGAUACCUACCAGCUUGCUCAGAAAGAGGUAGAUCAAGUGGUCGGCAAAGGGCCUAUUCAGGUGGUGCAUCUCUCUAAACUUCCAUACCUGAAUGGUGUUUUGAGAGAAACCCUUCGCCUUAACGCGACUCUCCCUCUCUUCACUGUCGAGGCUUUUGAAGACACUCUCCUUGGGGGCAAGUAUCCCGUCAAGGCUGGCGAAACAAUUCUCAACCUCCUCGCAAAAUCACAACUCGACCCCACGGUAUUCGGCGACGACGCAAACGAGUUCAAGCCAGAACGCAUGUUUGAUGAAAACUUUGCCAGACUGAACAAGGAAUUUCCUAACUCAUGGAAACCCUUUGGUAACGGUAUGCGAGGCUGUAUCGGAAGGCCUUUUGCUUGGCAGGAAGCUCUACUCGUCAUGGUUAUGCUUCUGCAGAAUUUCAAUUUUGUUCUUGAUCCUAACUAUCAGCUCGGCUUCAAGCAGACCUUGACUAUCAAGCCUAAAGAUAUGUAUAUGCGGGCGAUCCUGAGGGACAACCUUACGCCAACCACUCUUGAGCGCCGGCUGGCCGGUCUGUCUGUUUCAGCAGUAGAAAUGGCCAAUGCGGCGAAUGGCGGCAAGUCUACUGACGCUAAGGAGGGUGUCCCUAUGACCAUCUUGUAUGGAUCUAAUAGUGGGACAUGCGAGUCGUUGGCGCAGAGAGUUGCAACUGAUGCCGUGGCGCAUGGGUUCCACGUCGCCAAGAUUGAUUGUCUUGACACGGCAAAUGGCAACCUACCCACCAACCAGCCUGUUGUCAUCAUCACCUCAUCAUACGAAGGCAAGCCUCCCGACAAUGCUGGGCACUUUGUUGCCUGGCUUGAGAAGACUGAGCAAGCGGCCAAGCUAUUCAGCAAUGUCUCGUAUGCCGUUUUUGGCUGUGGUCACAAGGAUUGGGUACAGACCUUUCACCGCAUUCCCAAGUUGGUGGACGAAACUCUAGAAAGGUUUGGCGCUACUAGACUCAUCGACAUAGGUCUCAGCGAUGUAUCUGAGAAUAUGGUCUUCAGUGACUUUGAGACCUGGGAAGAUAACAUUCUGUGGCCUGCUCUUGAAGAGCGCUAUAAGCCCGAGUCCAAAAAGAAUUCUACGGACAAGGGACUGAGCGUCAAGAGUUCUAACCUUAGGGCCCUUACCCUCCGUCAAGAUGUCAAGGAGGCGACCGUGGUCGCAACCAAGACACUAACAAGCAGCACCAAUGCCAAAUCCAAGAAGAAGCACAUCGAGAUACAAUUGCCCGAAGGCACUCAAUACAGAGCCGGAGACUACCUUGCUGUUCUGCCCAUCAAUUCUCAAGAUGUAGUUCGCCGAGCACUGAGGAGGUUGAGGCUUCCAAUGGAUGCUCACUUGGAGAUUACGAGCAGCACGCCAACGGCCCUCCCCACUGACACGUGUGUAUCAGCGCUGGAGUUGUUCAGUUCUUACGUUGAACUUUUGCAGCCGGCCACAAAGAGGAACCUUCUUACUAUUGCCGAAGCUGCGCCCGACUCAGAGACCAAAGUUGCAGUGACCUCGCUAUCCGAGGACAAUUAUAUCGAGGAAGUCAGCAACAAGCGUGUAUCAGUUCUGGAAAUCUUGGAACGGUAUCCCUCUGUCGAACUACCUAUCAGAGACUUCUUGCAGAUGUUGCCAUCUAUACGAAUUCGUCAAUACUCCAUCUCCUCGUCUCCUCUAUGGAACCAGUCUCGGGCCACAAUCACUUUCUCGGUCCUCCAAGGACCCGCUUUGUCAGGUCAAGGCACGUACAACGGCGUCGCAACCUCUCACCUCGACUCUCUAGCUGAGGGUGACACGCUCCAAGUAGCCAUCCGUUCAUCACCUGCUGCUUUCAGCCUUCCCUCAAGCCCGGAACGUACACCCAUAAUUUGCGUUGCCGCUGGGUCAGGACUUGCGCCGUUCCGGGGUUUUAUACAGCAACGAGCCAUGAUAUACGAAUCAGGUCGCAAGCUCGCGCCAGCUCUGCUCUUCUUCGGCUGCCGUGCUCCUGAUCAAGAUGAUCUUUACCGCGAUGAGUUCGACAACUGGCAAAACCUCGGGGCGGUAGACGUGCGACGAGCGUACAGUCGACAUGGAGAGGGGUGCAGAUAUGUCCAAGACCGGAUCUGGCAAGACAAGGAAGAUUUUAUCGAACUCUGGGAGAAGGGUGCUACGGUGUAUGUAUGUGGCUCAAGGGCGAUGGCUGACUCGGUAAGAGAGGUCAUGAUUAGAGUGAGGACAGAGAUGGAGAAGAGAUCCGGCGGUGAGAUGGACUUUGACGAGGCAAAGAAGUGGUUCGAUGAACAACGGAAUGUGAGGUAUGUGAUGGACGUAUUUGACUAGGUAGAUGGCUGCGUGAGGAAUAUAGAGAGACCGGGUAAGAGACAAGUAAAUGGAUUUUAUAGUG
This is a messenger RNA of Fusarium oxysporum Fo47, 3341 nucleotides long. Its product is annotated as cytochrome P450. The coding region runs from base 77 to 3277 and encodes 1066 amino acids. NCBI's taxonomy places the organism in Eukaryota, Fungi, Ascomycota, Sordariomycetes, Hypocreales, Nectriaceae. Gene Ontology annotation, cellular component: cytosol. The transcript is spliced from 6 exons. The record is from RefSeq and is a predicted model, not a curated record. Gene Ontology annotation, molecular function: FMN binding; flavin adenine dinucleotide binding; heme binding.